AUGAGCCUCGCAAAAUGGAAAUCCAACUCCUCGAUGCUCCUGCGGCAUCUGGCCGAGACCGGAGUCGCUGCCGAGGACUUCGACGUUGUUCCGAGCAAUCUUCUGAAGGUUCUCGGCGUGACCUGGGAUCCGACGAAUGAUAGGCUCCGGUUCGUGAUUCCGAAGAGAAUCCGGGGUCUCGAUCCUGGGGAGGUGAUAACCCAGCGGAGCGUCCUCAGCAUCGUGGCAUCAAUUUUCGACCCACUUGGAUAUCUAAGCCCCUACCUUGUCCGAGGGAAACUGAUUAUCCAAAGGCUCUGGGAAAAUAGCCUCCAAUGGAACGAGGCAGUUCCGAAUGAGCUGCGGGUCGAGCUGAUGCAAUGGGCCGCGGAGUUCACCGACUUCACGGAUCUCGAGAUUGCAAGGAAGUGCGCCAGCCGAGAGGAACGCCCCGAAGGCUAUCGACUUCACGUCUUUGGUGACGCGUCGAAGCGAGCUUACGCGGCCGCCGCCUAUCUGGAGUGCGUAUACGCGGACGGACCGGCGCAGGACUCUCUGCUGAUGGCAAAGUCCAGACUUGCACCACGCAGCGAACAGUCAUUGCCGCGACUGGAGCUACUGGCCUCUCUCAUGGCCGUCCGCCUGAAGAAUUUCCUGGUUCAGCGUCUGGAUAUCAUGUUCGACAGCGUGCGUUUUUACACCGAUUCAACUAUCGCCUAUCAUUGGGCUACCAGCUCAAACCCGGGAAGCUGGAAGGUUUUCGUGCACAACCGUGUAGCGGAGGUCGCCCAGAGUUCGAGACGAGAGGAGUGGUUCCACGUAGACAGGAAGGCAAAUGUUGCCGAUCUGGCCACCAGGGGCGUUUCGGCCAGACUACUGACAUCUAGUAAAAGUUGGUGGAAUGGUCCGGAAUGGCUACAGCUGCCAGAGGAGCGGCAACCGAUCUCCCGACCGGGAAGCGCCGGCGCCGUCCACAGCGCCGAUUCCGUGAGGCAUGAGCUCCGAAAAUUGGCAGCCCCGGUGGCCGUGGGGCGGCCGCUGAUCGACUUGGAGAGGUUCUCCUCUGCUGCGAGGGCCAUCAGGGUUCUUUCGCUGGUUCUGCGUUCCUUGGAUCUGGUUCGAAACCGAGAGACGCGUUCGGCGAGGGAGCUCUUCCAUGCGGCGGAGACUCAGAUUAUCCGUCAUACCCAGAGGUUGCAUUUCCCGAAAGAACUCGCGGCCGUCCGAGCCGGCGAGCAAGUCCCAACGUCAUCAAAACUGUCUGCUCUCCGUAUCUUCAUAGACGAUAGAAAUAUCCUUCGAGUGAGAAAACGCCUAGCUCAGGCGACCUUCCUCAACUACGAGAAAAGAAACCCCAUCGUGCUCCCGGGGGAGUCCAGGCUAGCAAGAAUGCUCAUCGUCGACACACACCGCAUCAACGCGCACUUUGGCGUUACAACGGUGCUCUCUCAACUUCGCAAGCGAUAUUGGAUCACGCGUGGCCGACAGGUUAUCCGCUCGAUCCUCUCGCCGUGCGUAAUCUGCAAACGAAGACAGGGAACUCCCCGCGGUCAACUGGAGGCGCCAUUGCCGAUUGAGCGCGCCCAGUUUCACGCGCCAUUCACUACGACCGGGCUCGAUUUCUGCGGUCACUUUUAUACUCGCUUUCGUGAGGGCGACAUCAAGAACGGCUCCUACGUGAUUCAGAAGACCUACGUGGCGAUAUUCGUCUGUGCCUCGACGAGGGCUGUUCAUCUCGAAGCUAUUCCCGCACUGUCCGCGCCCCAGACCAACAUGGCGCUUCGACGCGGCCUCGCCACUUAUCCAGGGCUUUUUGAGUGA
Molecule: messenger RNA, 1800 nt
Organism: Galendromus occidentalis (western predatory mite)
Lineage: Eukaryota; Metazoa; Arthropoda; Arachnida; Mesostigmata; Phytoseiidae
Exons: 1
Coding region: 1-1800 (599 amino acids)
Molecular function (GO): nucleic acid binding
Source: RefSeq, a predicted model, not a curated record